Molecule: messenger RNA, 615 nt
Organism: Lachancea thermotolerans CBS 6340
Lineage: Eukaryota; Fungi; Ascomycota; Saccharomycetes; Saccharomycetales; Saccharomycetaceae
Gene: YPT1
Product: Rab family GTPase YPT1
Exons: 1
Coding region: 1-615 (204 amino acids)
Biological process (GO): protein secretion; regulation of exocytosis
Molecular function (GO): GTP binding; GTPase activity
Source: RefSeq, a predicted model, not a curated record
AUGAACAGCGAAUAUGACUACUUGUUUAAGCUUCUGCUGAUCGGAGAUUCAGGUGUGGGCAAAUCCUGUCUAUUGUUGAGGUUUUCCGAUGACACGUACACGAACGAUUACAUUUCCACAAUUGGGGUGGAUUUCAAGAUCAAGACCGUGGAGCUCGACGGCAAGACCGUGAAACUGCAGAUUUGGGACACAGCCGGCCAGGAACGGUUCAGAACCAUCACCUCGUCGUACUACAGAGGUGCUCACGGUAUCAUCAUUGUGUAUGAUGUGACGGAUCACGACUCGUUCAACGACGUUAAGAUGUGGCUGCAAGAGAUCGACCGCUACGCUACAGCGGGGGUGCUGAAACUAAUGGUGGGUAACAAGAGCGAUCUGCAAGACAAGCGGAUGGUCGAGUACGACGUGGCAAAGGAGUUUGCGGACUCGCUGCAGAUCCCAUUCUUGGAGACCAGUGCUCUGGACUCGUCCAACGUGGAGGAGGCGUUCUUGACCAUGGCUAAGCAGAUCAAGGAGAGCAUGGCGCAGCAGCACAAGGACACUGGAAAGAAGGACGACAAGGCGAACGUCAACCUCAAGGGCCAGAGUCUGUCGAACGCCUCAGGCGGGUGCUGCUGA